AUGAGCGGCUUGCGAAUUCUUGUCCCCGUCAAGCGGGUUAUUGACUAUGCGGUCAAACCCCGCGUCAACAAGGCCAACACCGGCGUCGAAACCGCCGGUGUCAAGCACUCCCUGAACCCGUUCGAUGAACUGUCCGUUGAAGAAGCCAUCCGCCUGCGCGAACGCGGCACCAAGAACCAGAGCCCCAUGAAGGUCGAAAACAUCCUCGCCCUCUCCGCUGGCGGAGCCAAGUGCGCCGAUACCCUCCGCACCGCUAUGGCCAUGGGUGCCGACCGCGCAUUCCACGUCGAUGUCGGCGACAGCCCCGAUGGUGGUCCCGAGCCCUUGACGAUCGCCAAGAUGCUGCAGGGUGUGGUCAAGUCUGAGAAUAUUAACCUGGUGCUGCUGGGUAAGCAGGCGAUCGAUGGCGACCAGGGCCAGACCGGUCAGAUGCUGGCGGGUCUGUUGGGGUGGCCGCAGGCGACGCAGGCCAGCAAGGUCGAUAUCAAGGAUGCGGAUGGUACGGUGGAGGUGACGCAUGAGGUGGAUGGUGGUGUUGAGACGCUGCGGGCUAAGUUGCCCAUGGUUAUCACUACGGAUUUGCGGUUGAAUGAGCCCCGCUAUGCUACGCUGCCGAACAUUAUGAAGGCUAAGAAGAAGCCUUUGGAGAAGAAGACAUUGGCGGAUUUCGGUGUUGAGGAUAAGAAGCGUUUGAAGACUCUGAAGGUUACUGAACCCCCCGCUCGCCAGGGCGGUGGCAAGGUCGAGGAUGUUGACGGCUUGAUCGGCAAGCUGAAGGAGAUGGGUGCUCUGUAG
This is a messenger RNA of Aspergillus luchuensis, 795 nucleotides long. Its product is annotated as electron transfer flavoprotein subunit beta/FixA family protein. The coding region runs from base 1 to 795 and encodes 264 amino acids. The record is from RefSeq and is a predicted model, not a curated record. Gene Ontology annotation, cellular component: cytosol. The transcript has 3 exons. Gene Ontology annotation, molecular function: electron transfer activity. NCBI's taxonomy places the organism in Eukaryota, Fungi, Ascomycota, Eurotiomycetes, Eurotiales, Aspergillaceae.